AUGGCUGAAAGGAUGGACCGCAUAGAAAUAACAAUGUACGAGAUAAAGACGAGUCUCAAAGCGAUCCAACCAAGAAACCAAUCUGGUAAGCUCGCAAUGUCUGAAGCCUCCAAUUUGACGACCCGACCUGAAAAAGGCAAAGCCCCGGCAAGGCCAGAUACAUACCCUCCGGUCGACAGCACAAAUGUGACCUCCAAACCAGAGCCCUAUUCCAUUGUUUUAACACCUGGCGAAAAAUUUGUCAAAGAAGCUUGGCCUCAAGCACUUCUGGCUCAUGAGGUAAAUCACGAGGCAUAUACCAGCAUAAAAAAUAAGGUGAUAAUAAGACCGGAACUUCGCCUGGACAAGGCCAAUUCUACUGUAUUUUCCAAGCUCGCUGAAAUUCAGUCAGUUUUUAGAAUUGCCUUAGUCCCGUACUGGUACUGGCCACAACGGCUUUGCUUAGACAUGAAAGAGGACUUUCAAUGUACACGCGUUUGGGCUGAGGAAAAUCCGGCAACUACUUGGCCCUUGCUACUGGAAGCAAUCUUCAAAACUAUGCAGCGACUAGACGUCCUACAUAGUCCCAGAACCAUCUUCUCCCGCCUCGCUGCCAGAGAUGGAGAAGACGUUAAAUCCUUCACCACCAGAAUCCGCGAAUGCUACUACGGCCUGUCCAAGCAAGACAGAGGAAGCAAUACUACUCGAGAUACUCUAUCUGAUAUCACAAAGACCUACUUGCCGCAUAUAUGGACACAUCUCCAGCCAAUGAUGGUAGGAAGAUCAAACAGUGAUGGUGUCAAACUACUUGUUCAAAUAGCGACCCGGAUCUCGAAAUGGCCAGCGCAAGCAAAUCUUUGCGUUAGCGCGUAUACAAACUCAUCGUCUAAGCUAAUGAUAUCAGAUCCCAGGCAGAACCAGCCUUUAGUAUUCCCAAUUCAAGAGAAAGCUGACAUGACAUCACCUAAACUUGAGUGCUCUUUUCCGGUACGCGACGGCAGUUGUGCCAUUUGUAAAAAAAUGGGACACUGGGCUAGAGAAUGCCCAAAGAAUAACUACACAAAGCAAGUACCGCCGCAUUACAAGCAAGAUACCGGUAAAGGUAAGUACGGUAACUUCAAGAAGAAAUUUUCGGCCCUCUUGGACAAAAGUAGGAAUCAAAAGCAACCACAGCACAUAGGGAGACCAGGGAACCGAGGAACCUAUCUUAUCAACUCAAUUGACCCUGAAGAGACAUCUGGUGACUAUGAUAACGCAGAUUGUUUUCCAACAGACGACGAGUUGGAAAAAUUCUUCGAUGAAUUAGAAGAAGAACAUCCUGUCGAGUAA
Messenger RNA from Blumeria graminis f. sp. triticale, 1308 nucleotides. Lineage: Eukaryota; Fungi; Ascomycota; Leotiomycetes; Helotiales; Erysiphaceae. The record is from the annotation of a GenBank genome assembly.